GGUCUCAGUUGCGAUCUUAGUAGUAAAUUUGAGGGUCCGGCGAACAUCGAGUUUAGAUUGCUUUCGGUGAAAGCUUUCGGCCGGGAGUGGGUGGUUAACUUCAAGAACUAUUACUUCUGACAUUAAAGUAUUAUAAUUCAUUACAAAUUUGGUCAUAUCUACAGCAGCAUGAAAUUAAUACAAAAAUAUUUCCAUUAACAUUUGGCGGGUUUUCCUGAUUUUGUAUUUAAAAACAGCCUCAAGGACGAGACUGCAUAGUGAAUUCUAUUUAUGACCAUUAAUUUCCAAAACGGUAGUUCAAGUGAAACGUAGAUUUUGCAAAAAAUCUAGUUACAUCGCUCAAAGUGUGAUCCAGAUGCGAAAAAAAGCAAAGUAUCUGACGAUUUGUAGCAAUAACAUGCUAAUAUUAUCUGAAAGAAAGAUGUUUUUCGCCACAACCGUUCGCGUUUUCGCAUAACAACCUGUGAUCAGGCUAUUGUUGACCAAUGUACCAGAGAAUCAACAGUUUUGGUCGGCAGUGACCACUUAAAAGGUGUUAACUAAGUGUUACUUUGUCCCAAAGUAAAAAAUUGGUGAAAAAUUGUUCAUUACUUGUAAAAUAAACCUUAAAGAUACAAAUAAAAAAUGUGAAGUGUUUGAGCAAAUAUUUGUUGCCUGCGUUCUAGUAGGCAUACAUGGAGGUUCUCAGCAGUCGCCAACACCAUUAUUUCCCUCCUUUUCUGUAUUCUGUGUUUAUGAUGGAAAUUAUUGUUAUUUGUCGUGGAAGCGCGUAAACAAAUGUUAAGUGCUUCGCGUAGCAACAAAGUGAAAUUUUUUUCCGAAAUCAAAAUCAUUGUUGAUAAGGAAGGAAGUAAAAAUGCAUUUUGGAAAUACUUUUCGACAUUGGGACUACCAUCGGGACCGAUAUGGCUUGUUACCCAACUGGACGAGGAGGAAGCCGAUUAUUUAUAAGAAGCAGGCGAUCCGUAAAUUUGCUUGGUAUAAGGGAAAUCGUGUAAGCACAGAAGACGGUCCUCUAACUAUCAAAAUCGGUGGUGAUCCAGCUAAUCGGAAUAAAAAGGAAUAUAAACACGGAAAUCGUAUAAAGUCAACCAAAUACAACCUCAUAACAUUCCUUCCGCAGAAUUUACUGGAACAGUUUCGACGUAUCGCUAAUUUUUAUUUCCUGGUAUUAGUGAUAAUAUCUCUUAUAAUUGACAGCCCAGUGUCGCCUUACACUUCUCUGAUCCCUUUGAUGUUUGUGAUAGUAGUUACAGCAACGAAACAGGGCUAUGAAGACUUCCUUCGGCACAAAGCCGACAACAUGGUCAAUUUUUCCUUGGUUACCGUGAUUCGCGAAGGAAAGGAGGAGGAUAUUAACUGUCAGGACAUCAUCAGGGGCGACCUAGUUUUAGUAUCGCGUGACUGUGACGUUCCAUGUGAUCUAGUAUUAUUGAAAAGUUCCGAUCCAAAUGGUCGAUGUUUCGUCACAACUGCCAAUUUGGAUGGCGAAACGAACCUGAAAUCACUAACAGUACCAAAGCAUCUGCCAAAUGUAGAAGUAGAAAAGCUUCACACGCUCGGGCUAAUUGAGUAUGAGCAGCCUAAGACCGAUUUGUAUUCCUUCAAUGGGAAAAUUGAGUUGGCCGGCAGUUAUCGGGUUCAUAGUCCGUACAUGGAAAGUGCUUCGGAUGCAUCCCGUAACGUGAUUCCAUUGAUGAACGAGAAUCUGCUGUUGCGAGGAUCACGCGUUAAGAAUACAGAACAGGUGAUAGGAUGUGCCGUGUACACGGGACAGAACACAAAGUUAGCACUAAACAGUCGACUGACUAGAAAUAAGGUAGCUUCUAGUGAAAGUUAUAUAAAUAAGUUCUUGAUCUUUACACUGAUAGUGCUGCUGGCACUCGUCACUGUUUCGUAUUUCAUCAAAAGAUAUUACGACAUGUACGUCAUUGAAUACUACACGUACUUAGGACCGCCUCCGGAUGAAUACUCGGUGGCUUCAUUUUUCCAGGAUUACUUCUCCUUUCUGAUAUUAUUCAAUUACCUCAUUCCAAUUUCCCUGUACGUAACAAUCGAAAUGAAUAAAUUUCUGGGAGCUUUCUUCUUGGAAUGGGAUGUUGAUCUUUACGACGAGAAAACAGAUCAGCCAUGCAUUGUCAACACAUCGGAUUUAAACGAGGAACUUGGUCAGAUCAACAUCCUAUUCUCCGAUAAAACUGGAACACUCACCAAAAAUGAAAUGUCCUUACAACAAUGUUCAAUCAAGGGACGAAAGUAUAAAUUCAAUGGACCUUCAAUUCAAGAAGAAAGAGCGCACUAUCCUUUCAAGCUGAGCGCUUUCAAUACUGAUCAACGGGAAUUCUUCCAAGCGCUCGCUCUUUGUCACACAGUGCAGGUAGGAGGGUCUGCAACCGAAGAAGGUGAUUCGGAAGAGCUUGUCCAGAGUGUCUACACAUUUGCCGAUAUCAAAGAAGAGAGUAGUGGCAGUAAUCGGGCUGAUUCAGAACUAGAUGAGCCCGAUUCGGUUCAACUAAGAAAUGCACCGAGGUCACCGGAAAUGAACGAUAUCAACCCGCUUUUGGGAAAAUCAUCAACGUCUAAUGCGAACAGAAGACGUACAGAAACAUUUGAGAGGCGUAGUCCAGUGACUGGCACCAGAGCACAGGAAAAUGGACGUUUGCCACGCGAUAUUGCCAAUGAGCGACCUACAACGAUGCCAAGCAUUUUAAGUCGACCUGAAAUUCGAAGGGUUUUUUUCCGAUCUACUUCGUCAAUUGAGGAGUUAACGGGUAGUCACUCACAACAACAGACCCAUCGGCGAACCCAGUCUUAUGGAGCUCAAAGUGCUUAUCAACGACAGACAACUCUGGUUAGACGGUCGGCAUCUCUGAGAAGAAAUCCUUCAGUUAGAUCCAGAGAAUCAUACGCAAUGCCAUCAUUUAUCGGAGGCCCCAUCUAUACUGCGAAGGUCGAUGAUCGCCAGAUAACUGAAUUAAAAGCGCUUUUGGACAAAUUAGAUUACCAAGCCUCCAGUCCGGACGAGAAGGCUCUGGUGGAAGCAUGCGCAAACCUUGGAAUCUACUUCGUUGGCGAGGAGAAUGACAUCCUAACAUUGAACAUUGCAAGUUCAAGUGGUACAGUACAAUUUGGCCAGUAUGGACCGGUUAACCAGAUGUUCUACAAGAGGCUUCACGUGUUGGAAUUCAACUCGGAUCGGAAGCGUAUGAGUGUCAUAUUGCAGGAUCAGAAAGGAGAGGUGUGGGUCUACACAAAGGGCGCUGAAAGCUAUGUGUUCCCAUUGUGCGAUCGCAAAUCAGAGGCGCUUAUAAAUGAAACAAACAAACAUUUGACGGACUUUUCCAGACAAGGUCUCCGAACGUUGGCGAUUGCUAGGCGGAAAAUGUCAACGGAUGAGUACAAAGAGAUUUUUAAUGAACUUGUUAAGGCAAACAGUGCACUCGUCGACCGACAAAAGCUUUUAGAUGCAGUUUACGUGAAAAUUGAAAGAGAUCUCGAACUCCUCGGCGCCACUGCGGUGGAAGAUGCCUUGCAGGAUAACGUGCGAGAAACUCUAAUAGCCCUACAAGAAGCGGGAAUAAAAGUGUGGGUGCUGACAGGCGAUAAGGUUGAGACCGCUCAUAACAUUGCUUUGUCCUGUGGACACAUUCCCGAGGACAGUGAAACCUAUUUUAUCACCGAAUGUCGUGAUGGUGCAGCACUUUGGGAGCAUCUCCGUGUGCUUGAUGGCGAGAUAAAAAGAAGACCAAACGAGAAAUGUUCGCUACUAAUUGACGGGAAAAGUCUAGGAUAUGCUCUUUCGGAUCAUCCGGAUAAAUUCCGUGAAGUAUCGGUGAAAUGCAAAGCGGUUUUGUGUUGUAGGCUGAGCCCCUUGCAAAAGUCACAAGUUGUGAAAUUGGUUAAGAAGAGUAAAGACAACUAUAUAACAGCAGCCAUUGGGGACGGAGCGAACGAUGUUUCAAUGAUUCAGGAAGCACAUGUGGGGCUGGGCAUAGUUGGGAAGGAAGGUCGGCAGGCCGCUCGCUGCGCCGAUUAUGCCUUCGCGACUUUCUGCAUGCUUCAGCGGUUACUACUUGUUCACGGGCAUUACUACAGCCGACGGCUGUCCAUUUUGGUGCUCUAUUUCUUCUACAAAAAUGGCGUGUUUAUGGGGAUUCAAUUCUUUUUCCAAUUCAACAAUUUGUUCUCGGCCACAUCGAUAUAUGACUCAUUGUUUUUAACACUGUAUAAUGUGAUAUACACGGCAGUGCCGAUCCUUGUUUUAUCGCUGACUGAAAAACCGUACAAAGAAAACAUUUUGAUGAUGAAUCCGAAGCUAUACAAGAAGAACAUUUACAAUCAUCGCUUACACUGGAAAUUCUUCAUAGGUUGGAUGCUGCUGGCUGUCUAUCACUCGAUAAUCCUGUAUGUGUUCGCAUACUAUAUCUGGAGUCGGAAUAACGCCAUUCUUACUACCCCGCACACAGUCAGCUUCACCUGUUUCGGAACCUUCAUCGUGCACAAUGUUGUUAUCCUGGUGAAUAUGAAACUUUGGUUGGAAGCUAUCUACCAGAGCUACAUAUUUAUCGCGACAAUAUGGCUUUCGAUCCUGGCGUUCAUCAUAUCGACUAUGAUUUACAAUAUUAUAGUGAUACCUUACGAUAGCGAAAUGUACUGGGUGUACAUUGUCCUUUUGUCGUCGAUAACAGUUUGGCUGCUUUCACUGUGUUCAAUUAUCACCUGCCUCGUUCCUGAUUUUCUUAUAAUUGUGUGUAAUCGAGCGUUUCGAUUUCAUGUAAGAAUCUUUCCGGGGAGAGAGUCACGAGGAAAAAGUGUUGAGUUCAAAGCACCAAUGAUCAAUCACGAUAAUUCGGACGCUGUAAAUGGAAACUACAUCCAGUCCACAUCGUUAUAGCCGUUAUUAUGAUUCGUCAUUUGGAUCCACAAUUGAUGUUAGUUUUGAAUUAAGUGUGAAAAAUUUUAUUUAAUUAGAUUUAAUUAAAAGUAAUGUAGUUUAAGCAAUGUGUGUGUGAGAAUUUUUGCGAUGUAAAUGGUUCGAUAUAGCUUUAUUUUGUGUCAAUUUGUAUUUUGUACAGUUUACAUAAAGCGGUAAAAUUGUAAAUAAAGUAUUAUGAUAUGAA
Messenger RNA from Hermetia illucens (black soldier fly), 5120 nucleotides. Its product is annotated as probable phospholipid-transporting ATPase IF. Lineage: Eukaryota; Metazoa; Arthropoda; Insecta; Diptera; Stratiomyidae. Gene Ontology annotation, cellular component: trans-Golgi network; endoplasmic reticulum; plasma membrane. The transcript has 13 exons. Gene Ontology annotation, molecular function: magnesium ion binding; ATPase-coupled intramembrane lipid carrier activity; ATP hydrolysis activity. Bases 857 to 4894 code for a protein of 1345 amino acids. The record is from RefSeq and is a predicted model, not a curated record. Gene Ontology annotation, biological process: phospholipid translocation.